AUGACAGGUACCGAGAACAAACUCGGUUCAGUGGCAGCGGGUUCGAUAAAUUCGGUUCCCAAGAGCUUUCGCAGUGGUCAUGCCCCACGACCAAACGAUGCCUUUAUUGCCUUGAUGGGUAUUACUGGCUCUGGAAAGAGCUCAUUUAUAUCGAAAUGCACUGACAAGUCUGCUACAAUUGGUCACGACAUGAUAUCAUGCACAUCUAUUGUCGAUGUCUACCCGUAUGAGGUGACGCCCGACUUUACUGUGUAUCUUAUUGACACACCCGGAUUCGAUGAUACUGGCAGAAGUGACACCGAAGUCCUCAGCGAGAUUGCUGCUUGGCUGACAGACUCCUAUAAGCACGAAAUUCGCCUUCAUGGAAUAAUCUAUCUCCACAGAAUCUCUGAUGUUCGCAUGCAAGGCUCAGCUAAGAAGAACCUGGUCACAUUUAAAGAGCUCUGUGGCGAGGAUGCCCUCAAGAAGGUGGUUUUGGCGAGCACCAUGUGGGAUAUAAUCCCCGCGGAGAAGGCUACCAAGCGGGAGCAGGAGCUCAAAGACACUCCAGAGUUUUGGGGCUGGAUGCUUUCAAAAGGCAGUUCAGUUCAUCGAUACAACAACACAGCUGAAUCUGCUCGAGAGAUAAUACUCUCGCUGACCGGCCACAACGCACCUAUAGCGACUGAUCUACAGAAACAGAUGGUCGAUGAAGGGAAAAGCCUUGAUGAGACUUCAGCCGGCCAAGGGCUCAGGAGCGAGCUUCUCAAAGAGCGACAGAAGCUGACACAAGAACGGCAAGAGCUUCUUACUCUAAUCGAAGCAGCAAAAGAGAAACACGACGUUGAUACAGAGGAGGCUCUGCAGGAAGAGAGUGACAGAUACACUGUCUUGAUAAAAAGGGCAGAAGACAGUGCCAAAGCUUUAAGCAUAAGCAUGACAAACCUAAUUCUCAAACGAGAUUUACGUAUUGCGGAAAUGACUAAAGAGAUGAGGGAGGUCCAGAAUGAAUACGAAAUGAACUUUCGGCUGAUGAGAUUGGACCAGAUAAAGCCCUACAUGCUUGAGUUGGCACGAGCUAAUGAAACGAUGCAAAGCAACGAAGUAGAGCUCCAGGAGUUCCAAGAUGGGAAGCGAAUGGAGCUCGGAUGCUUAAUUGCCGUGAGCGACCAAAGGACAGCAUGGAUUGCUCGUUAUGAAAAUAACAAUUGGAGAUGGUCUGCGACCUUUGAGAGACAUUAUCCUGAGCUGGCCAAGGAAAUCAAGUCUUAUGGCCUCAAUGCCGUUAGGCUGUGUGCAUUUGGCCCUGGCCCUGGCGAACGUUACUACACCGGAUGGGACGAAUUUCGUAUCUACAGCUGUUCGCCCAAAUUCACCAAGGCGAUGAAAAGCAUCAAAAACAAUAGCUCUAUCGGUUCAGUCAUAGCGGUGGCUUUUGGACACGGCAGCUCGUUUCUUGUUUCUUACGGGUUUGAAAAUGGGCACCUCGGCUGGACACAUGACCUCCAGGGCUACUACCCAAGCCUCAAUCGCUUUCUGAAUAGCCAGAAGAAGCUUGGGGACAAGAUCAGUAUACAUGCGGCGACACUUGACCCCUUUAGCAGUGCGGGACUGGUGGGAGGUAACUAA
This is a messenger RNA of Fusarium pseudograminearum CS3096, 1608 nucleotides long. RefSeq lists its product as uncharacterized. The record is from RefSeq and is a predicted model, not a curated record. Gene Ontology annotation, molecular function: GTP binding. The transcript is spliced from 8 exons. Lineage: Eukaryota; Fungi; Ascomycota; Sordariomycetes; Hypocreales; Nectriaceae. The coding region runs from base 1 to 1608 and encodes 535 amino acids.